This is a messenger RNA of Limanda limanda (common dab), 4810 nucleotides long. It is a transcript of the gene pbxip1a, whose product is annotated as pre-B-cell leukemia homeobox interacting protein 1a. The transcript has 10 exons. Bases 97 to 2790 code for a protein of 897 amino acids. The record is from RefSeq and is a predicted model, not a curated record. NCBI's taxonomy places the organism in Eukaryota, Metazoa, Chordata, Actinopteri, Pleuronectiformes, Pleuronectidae.
ACUGGGGGAGUGGGAGACAGAUCCCAGUCCACCAUCCUUUGUUUACCAUCGCGUCUCAGCUUUGAAUCCGGUUGCUACAACAACCGCAGAACCAUCAUGUCCGACCCUGCUCGCUGCGGAGGAACACCCGAGCUCCAGGAUAUCACUGAGCCGGAUCUGCCAGCGUGCUGUGCCGAAGUGAGCCUGCAGGCGGCGAUGUCUGACCACAGCAGCAGCACAGGGAGCAGCUCGUCCUCCACCAACAGCUGGACCCUCCUGUCCCCAGAGGAAGCUGCAGUUGAGAAUGUCGGGCCCGUGGACGACGGCACAGAGAGCCUGGGCGACGUCGCCAGUCUCUCCGAGGAGCUGGCAGGAGCUGCUGUGGAGUUCAGACCAAGUGACAUUCCGGUCGAGACUGUCCUGUCAGAGGAAGGCCAUCAGGUUUGUCAGGAGACGUCUCCAGAGUCCAGUGAAGGUCCCAUCCCUUCUAGUCCGGUCCAGAUGAGUCCUCUUCCACACGACCCCCUGGACCCCCUCCCAGACCUCGACAUGGAGAGCCAGGCUCCAGUUAUUCACGAGAUUGACACCAGCUCGCCCUGCAGUGACAACGAACUCCUCGGAGCCACACCCUUUGUCACCAGCAUUGACAUGGAGGCUCAACUUGAUAUUAUUGCUGCUGAACUACCCCCAUCUGAGUUUGAAGAGUCCUGCUCUGCUGCCGUGACUGAUCUCCCUGUCUCUGCAAACCCAACGUUUGACACGCCUGCUGAUGUAGAGCAGGAUCUUGUGAGUCCCGCUGAGGAGAGUCCGGACUUCGACGUUGAACCCGAGGUUAACGUUGCCACAGAGACCAUCACAGCCAUCAAUCCUCCGUCUCAUGUCGAUGCUGCUGUUAGCUUUGCUCCAGUAAGCAUAGAGCUGCCGAGCCCUGCCCCAGAGAGCCUGGUGCCAGAGGAGCCCGUGGUUGAAAGUCCUGCACCAGAGACUGUUGGUUCAGUAGAGGCAGAGGAGCCAGUCGUUGAAAGUCCUGAACCAGAGACUGUUGGUUCAGUAGAGGCAGAGGAGCCUGUGGUUGAAAGUCCUGCACCAGAGACUGUUGGUUCAGUAGAGGCAGAGGAGCCCGUGGUUGAAAGUCCUGCACCAGAGACUGUUGGUUCAGUAGAGGAAGAGGAGGAGGAGGCAGCGGUAGAGGAAGAGGCAACAGAGACUUGGGAGACAGGGGAGCAGGAGGGGGGAGAAGAAGAGGAAGAAGAUGAGCCAUCCACUAGUUUUGGCGACACAAGCGGCUUCGAUGAUGGCGUGAGGAGGAGGAACCUCCCGUCGUUUGAGGGUCCGAGAUCCAGAACGUCAGACGAGGACGAGGAGGACGAGGAAGUGGAGUUCAAGCUGCCUGUGAAGGAGGAGAAGCCAUGGUUGUCCAUGAACAAGUGCAUUGUGGGAGCCCUGAUCCUGCUCUUUUUAGGUUCCCUCUUCCUCUCAGGUGACUUUGACUCCUCUGAACUGAGCGAUGGAGAACAAAGCCAGGACUGGCUCAGCGGUGAUCCACAGGAUAUGAAAGAGUUAUUGGAUAAACUGACACAGGAAAACCAACACAUUGCUCAGCUAGAGGCUCAACUGCAGUCUCAGAAAGAAGAAAUGGACUUGGCACUUAAAUCAGUGUCAGAAAGCGGAGAUGAGCAAGGUAAAGCAGAUCUGGAACAAGAAAAUGCAAAUUUGAAGGAGGAGCUGUCGUCUCUGCCAGAACUGAAGAAAGAGCUGGAGAGUCUGAGAGCCAGAGUGACAGAACUCAACCAGCUCACAGUUGAUCAAAAAAUGCCUCCAGCGACUCCUGGUCCAGCUCCUCAGCCCGGUGUCAAAAACGGUCAGAGUGACCAGAAAGCAGCUGAGCCCGAGAGGAGAAAGGAAAAGAACGAGGGAGGCAAGCUGAAGCAGGAACUCCAGAGACAGAAGACGCUUUUGGAGGAGAGCAGAAAGAGACUGGAGGGGAUGAAAAAACAUGGCGGCAGCAGGAAACACGUCACCGACAGUUUGGAGGAGAUCCAGAAGACACUCUCUGAACAAGUCGAGAGGUGGGGCAAGAAGAAGCCCCAGGAUUCCAAAUGGAAAGGGAACAAAGGUAAAAACGUCGAGCGGGACCACUGGAAGAAAGAAGAAAAGAAGGAGUGGAGAGGAGAGAAAGAGUGGAAGCACGGCAAAGAGGGAGGAUGGAAGGAGAAAGACGAGAAGAAGAAGGAGGAGUGGAAGCCUCAGAAGCAAAACUCGCACAAAGAGGCCUGGAGGAAACACCAGGACGAGUGGGAGAAGAAGAAGGACGAGCGUCGAGUGGACAGAGAGGACAGGAGGAAGGAGAAAUCCCACAACCACAACCAUCAGCAUCAGCAUCAGCAUCACCAGUCCCGCCAGACUCACCAGUACAACCACAACGACUUCUGGAGAGACCAGGAGCAGAAGCUCAGACGAAACUUCAAACCCCAGCUGGGCUGCACCUCUGUGGACGACUGCGCCAGCAAGGAGGGUCUCUACGCCGUGGAGCUGCCCGAGUUCGAGGAGCUGCUGGAGGGCUACCUGAGCAAGCUGGAAGGGUCUGUGUCCGAGAACAAGGACAAGAUUCGAAAGCUGACCGCGGAGUUCUUCGAGGACGGCGUGUUUGUCCACGACAGGGUUCGUUUCAGCGACUUCGCUGAGGACGUAGCGGACGUCCUGGAGGACAUGGUGGACGUCCUGGAAGGCCAGAAGGACAAUGACUCCUUGGAGGAGGAGAUGGAGGAGUUUGAACGAGAAGCCCUCUGGAAGUUUGCCGCCACAGCUUGAAUUGAGUGUCGUUUGGGAAAAGAACACUAGGAUGCAGCACAAGUGGUGGUUUGGUAGGACUUCUCUCGCCUGCCCUCUUCUCUCCAGAGCUGUAAUUGUAGUAGCUUCUGGCGUAGAGUGGUUGUGCCUCUCAUAAAUGUGACCCUCCGAGUCUUUAAUUAUAAGGUAGACUCGUGCGUGUCAUUCUGGACUUAGGUGUUGUCAGCUACCUCUGUCAGGUCUUGCUUUCCUAAGUCUUUCAGUCAUGUGUUGUGUGGGUUUUCCUCUGCUAUAUAGUGUUUUCUCAGUAUCUAGUGCAUGUUGCAGCUCAUAAUGUAAAUUCAAACUGAUAAUAUUCACAUCAGACUAAAACCUAGGGUUGUAAGGAGAUGGUGUUUGCAAAGAAUUCUGUUCAGCACCAGUGGAAACGGGUUGAAUCUAUUCAUGCAGUUCAUAUCAUAUUAGAUAAGUUGUCAAAUACAGAAGGUCGUGUUAAAUUGACCCUGAAAUUUGCCGUUCCCUCCCUUAUCAAGAGAUCUCUGCUCCAAACAGGUUCAAACAAAGGCUGAGAGGUUUUAUGUUGAUUCUAUCUGUGUGUAGUCAAGUUGGGCGUAACUGUUUGAUCCCAGAGGAUGAGAUCCCGGUUCUUUCAGUGAUAGGAAUAAGAUCAAGUCAGACCUGUUUUGUGAGAGCAGCACACAACACACAGACACACGCAGACACACACACACACACAGACAAAGAGCACUGUCUUAGAGCCCCAAGUGUUUGGCCUCUACAUUUUUUUGGAGGUUUUUCCAACUUCCAACUGCCAGUUAACAGCAGAUGUGUGGAAAAACCAGGAACCAGUUUGCGGAGCUGCUCAAAGAAACCAGCAAAUAGGACAAACCGAUUUAGAAAUGCACAGCCACGGGUGAAGUGAAGACUGCUAAACCGCUUGAGCACUUUUCUCAAACAUUCACAUUUACAGCAAUGUUUUCAUUUGUCACGAUUUACAUUUUAUGUUCUUGAUUUUUUUUUAAGUACACCGGUUUUCUUUAAUACUCUCUUUGCAAUGUAGCCAUGAGGACGUCCAUCCCAAGAUCUGUUACAGUAUUUUCAUUUCCUUUUCCUUUUUUUGUUGAUGCAAAUUGACAUUUAGUCAAAAGAAAAUUGAGCAAGCUGCUACAUUUUAUUUUGAAUGAGUUGAAUAAAUGUGGCUAAGGUACAAGAAUGGUACACAACAUUGUCUAGAAGGUAUCGUAGCAUUAUGCUUUAACAGAAAUAUUUCUUUUUCUUUCUUUUUCUUUCGUAGUAAUGUUUGAUGUCCUGAAAGUUUCCCUCUUUAGGGGGAUGUGAAGUGAAAAGCGACAGAUUGUGAUUGUUAUGUCUCCGUUUCUGGCUAUUUUUUGAGAUUGAAAGAAGCUUUGAAGAGUAAAAUGUUUAUUUAUUCUGUCAACUACACUGCAACACUUUUCCUUAUUCGACAGAAUCGCCACACUCUGUUGCAGAUCACAAACUUUUAAUGUGAAAAUGUUGACGUUUUCCUCUUAGUUUACAGAAAUUUAGUUUGCCAGCUACUGCGUAUGUGCCUUUAUCAUCACAAAUAAGGUUAGACUGAAAAAGGUCUUUGAUUUAUUUUUGCUUCUGCGAGGAUGAGAAGAAAACAGGUUUACACUACUUGCAAUUAUAGGGCAGAGAAUGAAUGUCAAAGGCUUUAUUUAUCAUGUGUUGAACAGAUUUUUAUUUUAUCUGCUGUGAGGAGUGUUUUUUCUUUUCCUUUUUUUAGACCGAAAGGGAUCAAGAGAAAGUUUAACCAGAACAGAUGAAUCCUUUAAUGAAACACAUUUAUGAAAGCAAUAUUUAAGACGUUUAUUUGUCUUUGUGGGACAACAGUAGGUCUGUGUGUUUACUGACAAUGUGGUCCAUGAUGUGCAUGUUAUUGAUCACUGGACAGAUGUAUUGUUCAAUUUGGAUCAUUUCUAGUUUUUCCUCAUGAGUCUUGUCCUCUUUUAGGAAGUCAGUGUUAAGUUCAAUAAAAAAAAAAUCACCAUCAUGUUAA